Molecule: messenger RNA, 1266 nt
Organism: Scheffersomyces amazonensis
Lineage: Eukaryota; Fungi; Ascomycota; Pichiomycetes; Serinales; Debaryomycetaceae
Gene: SFC1
Product: Sfc1p
Exons: 1
Coding region: 158-1111 (317 amino acids)
Biological process (GO): fumarate transport; transmembrane transport; succinate transport
Cellular component (GO): mitochondrion
Molecular function (GO): succinate:fumarate antiporter activity
Source: RefSeq, a predicted model, not a curated record
ACUUAUUUUUUGCACUUUAUUGACUUGUAUAGUUUUAAGCAAUCUUAACUAAGUUCAUUCCAUAUAGACAACUUAGUACUUAUAUAUAUUCAUAAUUUUCAUAUACUUUUAACUUGUAUUAAUUAUUCACUUUUGCAUAUAACACCAUCAUAAUAAAAUGUCAUCAACCACUGCUAAACCUCAAAAGAAGAGUAGAGGUGUCACCGAUUUAGUUGCCGGUGGUACUGCUGGAUUAUUUGAAGCUUUAUGUUGUCAUCCAUUAGAUACCAUUAAAGUUAGAAUGCAAUUAUAUCGUAAAUCAGGUAAGAAACCUCCCGGAUUUAUUAGAACUGGUAUAAACAUUGCUCAAAAGGAAACAUUUUUAUCUCUUUAUAAAGGGUUAGGUGCCGUUGUGAUCGGUAUUGUUCCAAAGAUGGGAAUCAGAUUUUCUUCUUAUGAAUUUUAUCGUUCUUUACUUUAUGCUCCAGAUGGAUCAAUUACAACAGGUCAAACAUUUUUGGCCGGUGUAGGUGCUGGUAUAACUGAAGCAGUAAUGGUUGUUAACCCAAUGGAAGUUGUUAAAAUCAGAUUACAAGCUCAACAUCACUCUAUGGCUGAUCCUCUUGAUGUUCCCAAAUAUAGAAAUGCUCCUCAUGCUGCUUAUUUGAUUUGUAGAGAAGAAGGUUUUAAGACUUUGUAUCGUGGUGUUUCAUUAACUGCUGCUAGACAAGCUACUAAUCAAGGGGUUAAUUUCACUGUAUACUCUAAGUUAAAGGAAUAUUUACAAGAUUAUCAUAAACAAGAAAUUUUACCAUCAUGGGAAACAUCUUUAAUUGGGUUAGUAUCUGGUGCAUUAGGUCCAUUAUCCAAUGCUCCAUUAGAUACAAUUAAAACAAGAUUACAGAAAACCACAUUUGCUUCUAACGAAUCAGGAUUAGUUCGUAUUGUUAAAAUUGGUAGACAAUUAAUUAAGGAAGAAGGUACAAGAGCCUUAUAUAAGGGUAUUACUCCAAGAAUUAUGAGAGUGGCUCCAGGUCAAGCUGUUACUUUUACUGUCUAUGAAUUCAUGAAGGAUCUUUUAAAUGGUAAUUCUAAUUCCAAAUUAGCCUUAGCUGCUGAUAAAAAAUUGUAAUGGAAUUAGUUUUCUACUACAGGUUAUAGAAAAGCAAUCUACCCCCGCAAAAAACAAAAUUACUAGUAGUUGUACUGCAGUAGUUAUUUAUAUAGUUUUUAUAUUAUUUAUUUAUUUAUUUAUUUAUUAGUAAUUCAAAAAUAUUCAGUAAUAUG